AUGGACACCUCCCCAGCCCGUGCGCUCCUGUGCUGGGCGCUCCUGCUGCACUGGGGGCGCCUGGUUAGGGCAAGCCCAGCGGAGACCCUGGCGGGCGGACAGCUGGGGUGUCCGGCCCACUGUCAGUGCGAUCGGGACGGCAGGAUGCUGCUCAGGGUGGACUGCUCCGACCUGGGACUUACGGGAGUCCCAGCCAACCUCAGCGUCUCCACUUCUUACCUUGAUCUCAGUAUGAACAACAUCACUAAGCUGCCCCCAAACCCCCUGCACAAUCUCCGCUUCCUAGAAGAAUUGCGUCUCGCAGGAAAUGGGUUGACAGGCGUCCCCGAGGGAGCAUUCGCUGGUCUUUUCAGUCUUAAAGUGCUUAUGUUGCAGAAUAAUCAGCUAAGACAAGUCCCCGCAGAGGCUCUCCAGAAUUUGCGAAGUCUUCAAUCCCUGCGUUUGGAUGCUAACCAAAUCAACUAUGUCCCACCCAACUGCUUCAAUGGCCUCAUUUCCCUGAGACACCUGUGGCUAGAUGACAACUCUUUGACUGAAAUUCCUGUCCAGGCUUUCAGGAGCUUAUCAGCACUGCAGGCUAUGACCUUAGCUCUGAACAAGAUACAUCACAUACCAGACUAUGCCUUUGGAAACCUCUCCAGUUUGGUAGUACUACAUCUCCAUAACAAUAAGAUCUACUCCCUGGGAAAGAAAUGCUUUGAUGGGCUCCACAGCCUAGAGACUUUAGAUUUAAAUUACAAUAAUCUAGAUGAGUUCCCCACUGCAAUCAGGACACUCUCAAGUCUCAAAGAAUUGGGAUUUCAUAGCAACAAUAUCAAAUCAAUACCGGAGAAAGCAUUUGUAGGCAACCCUUCCCUUAUAACAAUACACUUCUAUGAUAAUCCAAUCCAACUUGUUGGGAAAUCUGCUUUUCAACAUUUACCUGAACUGAGAACACUGACUCUGAAUGGUGCUUCACAAAUUACUGAAUUUCCUGAUCUGAUGGGAACAACGAGUCUGGAAAGCCUGACCCUGACAGGAGCACAGAUCACCUCUCUUCCCCACACCGUCUGUGAUCAGUUACCUAAUCUCCAAGUGCUGGAUCUGUCUUACAACCUGAUAAAAGAUUUACCCUCCUUCUCUGUUUGCCAAAAACUGCAGAAAAUCGUCCUGCGUCAUAAUGAAAUCUCUGAAAUUAAGGCAGACACUUUCCAUCAGCUGAUUAUGCUUCAUUCACUGGAUCUAGCUUGGAACAAAAUUGUUACUAUUCACUCUAAUGCAUUCUCCUCUUUGCCUUCUCUGAUAAAGCUGGAUCUAUCAUCCAACCUUCUGUCGUCUUUUCCUGUGACUGGGUUACAUGGUUUAACUCACUUAAAAUUAACAGGAAAUCAUGCUUUGCAGAGUCUGAUAUCAUCUGAAAACUUUCCAGAACUCAAGUUAAUGGAAAUGCCUUAUGCUUACCAGUGCUGUGCAUUUGGGGCCUGUGAAACCCUCCACAAAAUUUCUAAUCAGUGGAAUAAAGGGGACAAUAGUAGUGUUGACGAAUUUCCCAAGAAAGAUGUUGGGAUGUUGCAUUUCCAAGACGAACGUGACUUAGAGGAUUUCCUCCUUGACUUUGAAGAAGACACAAAAGUCCAUCAUUUAGUGCAGUGUUCACCACCUCCAGGGCCCUUCAAACCAUGCGAACAUCUAUUUGGUAGCUGGUUAAUCAGAAUUGGAGUGUGGACCAUUGCGUUUUUGGCUUUCGUCUGUAAUGCUUUCGUGACCUCAACGAUCUUCAGAUCUCCGCUGUAUAUUUCCUCUAUAAAACUUUUAAUUGGAUUGAUAGCUGUGGUAAACACCCUAAUGGGUGUCUCCAGUGGUGUUUUGGCUAGUGUCGAUGCAUUAACUUUUGGCAGCUUUGCUCAAUAUGGGGCAUGGUGGGAGAGUGGAAUAGGUUGCCAAAUCACUGGCUUUCUGUCCAUUUUUGCUUCCGAGACGUCUGUUUUCCUACUUACUCUGGCAGCCCUUGAGCGUGGGUUCUCUGUAAAAUGUUCUGCAAAAUUUGAAAGCAAAGCAUCUUUCUCCAGUGUGAAAGCAAUAGUUGUGCUUUGCUUUCUGUUGGCCCUGACCAUCGCGACGAUUCCCCUGCUCUGUGGCAACGAAUAUAGUGUGUCUCCCCUGUGCUUGCCCCUGCCUUUUGGGGAGCCCAGCACUACCAGUUAUAUGGUGGCUCUGGUCUUGCUCAAUUCCCUCUGCUUCCUUGUGAUGAUCAUCACCUAUACUAAGCUCUACUGCAGUUUGGAAAAGGGAGAACUAGAAACUAUUUGGGACUGUGCAAUGGUAAAGCAUGUGGCUCUUUUACUCUUCACCAAUUGCAUUCUUUAUUGCCCCGUGGCCUUCUUGUCCUUUUCCUCUCUGCUAAACCUCACAUUCAUCAGUCCUGAAGUGAUCAAGUUUAUUCUCUUGGUGAUCGUCCCACUCCCUGCGUGUCUCAACCCUCUCCUCUAUAUUCUCUUCAAUCCCAAUUUCAAGGAAGACAUGGGGAACUUCCGAAAGCAAACAUUCUUGUGGAGAAGAGCAAAACACCCAAGUCUGAUCUCUAUCAACUCAGAAGAUGUCGAGAAACAGUCCUGUGAUUCAACCCAAGCCCUGGUCACCUUUGCCAGGAGCAACAGCUCUUAUGACCUGACUUCUUGUUCAAGAGGGCCAUCAUCUUAUCCAAUGACAGAAAGUCGGCGUCUUUCGUCCGUGACAUUUGUUCCUUGUCUCUAAUGUGAGUUGCAAGACAUAAAGAGAAAAUGUUUACAAAAUUUGCAAACCCCAGAGGGAAAGAUGGGACAGGGACAGGAGUGCGGUGUUCCUCAUGACUGUUCCAUGCUCCUGAGAGGUGGUAACUAAAAAGAGUUGAACUUAGUUCUUGAUCAAAAAAAAAAAAAAAAUCUCCCCUCAACCAGUGUGAGGAAAAAAAAAUUACAGAUCGACUGACAAUUUGGGAUGAAAAGUGAGUGUGAAGGCAUCUCAGAAUGCCAAUUUGAUUGCUUUUAUCAACAAAUGGGUGAUUUUCAACCAGUACACCACAAAGAGAAAAGUGAAUCCCUCUUCAAGGAUUCUCCUUAAUUUUAAUCUAUUUCUCCCUAAGCUCAUCCACAAAGAGUUUUAAAAGAAGACAUUUGCCCACAGAUUGGGUUCCAUAAACCCUAAAAUCCUCUAAAGCGUGGUUGAAGUGGGUUGGAGAAAAGAAGUUGAAAAAUCAUCUUUAUUACUGAGCAUAAGAUAUAACAAAGAGUAAUUUGAUUCUCCAGAUUUAUGCACAGAGAGCUUUGUCUCCCUUUUGCCUUUCCUACCUACAACAGGGUUCUUUCAGAUCAUUAAUCUGCCUGGGGAGGAUGUUAUUAGAAUGAUCACAUUUGGAGGCUAUUUUAUACAUCAUUCUCUUUUACCUUUUCAGGCGCUAGUUUCUCUUUUAAAAGCCAGUUCACCCUCCAG
Gracilinanus agilis (Agile Gracile Mouse Opossum) is the source of this 3447-nucleotide messenger RNA. RefSeq names its product leucine rich repeat containing G protein-coupled receptor 5 (gene LGR5). Gene Ontology annotation, molecular function: protein binding; protein-hormone receptor activity; G protein-coupled receptor activity. NCBI's taxonomy places the organism in Eukaryota, Metazoa, Chordata, Mammalia, Didelphimorphia, Didelphidae. Bases 1 to 2733 code for a protein of 910 amino acids. Gene Ontology annotation, biological process: G protein-coupled receptor signaling pathway. The record is from RefSeq and is a predicted model, not a curated record. Gene Ontology annotation, cellular component: membrane. The transcript is spliced from 18 exons.